Molecule: messenger RNA, 1070 nt
Organism: Bacillus rossius redtenbacheri
Lineage: Eukaryota; Metazoa; Arthropoda; Insecta; Phasmatodea; Bacillidae
Gene: Dnz1
Product: palmitoyltransferase ZDHHC3
Exons: 6
Coding region: 256-1068 (270 amino acids)
Molecular function (GO): palmitoyltransferase activity
Source: RefSeq, a predicted model, not a curated record
AAAGUCGUCACGGUACAAUCAACAUUUAACACUGACUUACAGCUCGAUAAAUAUUAUAAAAUCAGUGACAUUCUGCAAAUAUUAUUGUUUGUCAAACUGAGUUCAUUAAAGGGAAUGUAUCAAAUUUAUUCAAACACUAGAAAUGGGUUUGGCGAUGGUGUACUUGUGAGAACAAAAACAAAACAAACAUAAACAAAGCGAAGUCAACAAAGUAGAAAUCGGAGCAACGCACAGCGUACGGUCGUCUAAUGAAUAAUGCCAAUGUUUGUGCGCGAUCCGUGUGGGAUUGUGUGCAUUUUGCUAACGUAUUUUGCAGUUUUGUAUGCAGAUUACGUAGUUGUGAGAUGGAUUAUUUUACAAACUAUGCAAAACAGUUUGUGGGGACCACUUCACGUGGUGCUCUUCAACUCUAUCAUUUUCCUCCUGAUAAUGGCACACGUGAAAGCUGUGUGCUCGGAUCCGGGCAUCGUUCCUCUUCCUCAGAGCCGUGUGGAUUUCUCCGACAUCCAUUCAGGUACUCAGAGCAUUCUCCAGAGAGAAGAUUGGACUGUUUGCACGCGGUGCGAGACGUAUAGGCCCCCUCGUGCGCAUCAUUGUCGCAUAUGCAAGCGGUGCAUUCGACGAAUGGACCAUCAUUGCCCGUGGAUCAAUAACUGCGUUGGCGAACAGAACCAAAAGUUCUUCAUCCAAUUCCUGGUGUACGUGGGCGCGCUGUGCACUUACGCCAUCGUGCUGGUCGUGACCUCGUGGCUGGUCGAGUGUCCCGGCUGCAGCACGGACGUCAACGUCAAGCAGAGUCGCAUCUUGCAUUGCGUGAUCCUGGUCCUGGAGAGCGCGCUGUUCGGGAUGUUUGUGUCUGCCAUCUUGGUGGACCAGCUGCAGGCUAUCCUCAGCGACGAGACUGCGGUGGAGCAGGCCCAGAGACAAGGACCGUACAGACUGCACAAGUCGCGGCUCGCCCUGCUGUCGGAGGUGUGCGGGCGCGACCACCCGCUGCUGUGGCUGCUGCCGUGCGGGAGCGUGACGCGGUCGCGCGAGGAGCCCCUCCUGGGACACCUGGACGUGUAGCG